UCUACUUGUCUGUGGUUUCUGGUUGAAGACAAAUGUGUAUUUAACAGAGUGGACCUAAAUCAUCCGCAGCAAACCAAAUAAAUCAACAGAGGUUUUUCAGUCUCGUCGUGCUAAGACUUUUCAAAUAAGAUGUUCAGACGUAUCCUUCUGGCCACCCUGCUGAUAUGCUCAGUUUGUGCUCUUGAUCUGGAAUUGCACAGAGGAGACUUUCCUGGAGAUGAACUUGAACGCUUGGGCAAGCUGGCACAAAGCGAACAACUCCCUGGAUUGUGCUGGGCUUGCAAGUGGGCCAUGGGGAAGUUGAAACGCCUAGUCUCCACUAAAUCAACUCAGGGCGAAAUAAGAACAAUGCUGUCGCACGUCUGUGAUGAGAUCGGGUUCCUUAAAUACCUGUGUAGGACAUUUGUGGCAAGGUAUAUAAACACUCUGGUCGAAGAACUUUCAACUACUGAUAAUGCAAGAACCAUCUGUGUUAACAUCGGUGUUUGCUAAAACGCUUUGUAUCGAAGAAAUGCAAAAUGUCAUUUUUUUUCUAUGUUUUUCAAGUGCACUCUUUAGCUGGAAAAAAAUGGAUGACAUUCUGCACUUUAGAGCUAAUGGUGUGAUUAUUGUGGUUUUGUAUUUCACACUAUCUGUCGCUGCAACUGAAGGUGGAAAUGACGAAGUUAUUUGCAUAUGUUUCACGUAUCCUCAGCUUUACGCCACUGUAUUUUCCUGCUAUUAACUGCAAAAUAAAUGUGUGAACAACAAACUUUCA
Pimephales promelas (fathead minnow) is the source of this 757-nucleotide messenger RNA. Its product is annotated as antimicrobial peptide NK-lysin. NCBI's taxonomy places the organism in Eukaryota, Metazoa, Chordata, Actinopteri, Cypriniformes, Leuciscidae. Gene Ontology annotation, biological process: defense response to bacterium; lipid metabolic process. The record is from RefSeq and is a predicted model, not a curated record.